Messenger RNA from Echinostoma caproni, 390 nucleotides. The record is from the annotation of a GenBank genome assembly. Lineage: Eukaryota; Metazoa; Platyhelminthes; Trematoda; Plagiorchiida; Echinostomatidae.
AAUCUAUCUUUUUGUCGCUCUGCAAUCACGAACAAUAAAACGUUGGCCUACAUGAUGGUCAAGCUGGGUUUACAUCAGCACGUCAUUCACGCGCAUCCAUUGCUGAACUCAGUCACAAUGCAAAUAGAGCAACUCCACUCUAUCAAUGAUCGAAGUAUCGCACUACUUGAAGUGCUUCCGUCUGAUAUGGCUAAUAUCAACUCAAGUAAAGUCCUCGCGGAUAUUUUCGAAGCGUUGAUUGGAGCGGUUUUCUUGGACACGGCAGGAGAUUUGAUGGUCACAUCAAGAGUGAUUUUUCGAUGUUUGCGUGAUCGUAUUGGUGCCCAUCAUCAAAUUCUAGGAUCCCCGUUACUGCCAGUCAAUUAUCUAAUUCCGUAUUCCAAAUUGUGA